Striga hermonthica is the source of this 828-nucleotide messenger RNA. The record is from the annotation of a GenBank genome assembly. Lineage: Eukaryota; Viridiplantae; Streptophyta; Magnoliopsida; Lamiales; Orobanchaceae.
AUGGUCGAGGUUGGCGGAUGGACGUCGUUCCCCGUGGUGUUCUUCGACGGCGAGAAGGAGAUUAACAUCGGCGACGUCAAAGUCGACCCGACGCUCGAGUACAAGCCGUUUCAGCACAUGCUCAGCCAGAAGAUUGGGAUCUCACCCAACCAAAUCUCCAUCUACCUCGUCGACAGGGGGAGGAGCCGCAGGACGCUGUUCGCGGAGGAUCGGCGGCGGAUUCCGAUCACCGGGAAGGUCAACUUCGGGCUGAUUUGCCGCCAGAAGAACUGCUCCUUCCUCGUCGUUCUGAAGAGAUCGCGCAAGUCGAGGAGCCGCAGGGAGAGGGCGGCGAACGGUGUAGAAUUCGCCGGUUUUUUCUCCGACGGCGAGUUUCUUCAGCAUCCGCAGAUGCGUCCGGUGCCGGAGAAUCUGGUGCUGCUACGGAGGAACCAACAGAUGCCGUUAUACGGCCGGAUUACGCAGUCAGAGCUCUCGGAUUUCAGCGACCGCCUUCAUAGCCUGAGGAUUCAGAGGGAUAAUUACCAAUUUGCGAUGGGGAAGGGUGAUUUGGAUUCGCCGGGUUUCGUGGCCGGCAGUGGCCAGGAGAGUAAUUCGAUUUCCGGAAUCGGCGAUUGGAAUCCCGUUACCCCGCCGGCGGCGAUGAUGGUGGCGAAUAACGGGAGCAGGAGGGUUUUCUGCGAUGAGUGCGAGAAAUCGGUGCCGGACCGCGCUAUGACGUCCUUUCAUCCGUGCGCCAAUGACGCUGUGAUUGCUGGGUUCACCGUGUCGCGGUUGGGCCCGAUUGAUCGGCCCAAUAAUGAGUUCCCUUCAUAUCCAUGGUGGUGA